Messenger RNA from Physella acuta, 2434 nucleotides. RefSeq lists its product as uncharacterized. The record is from RefSeq and is a predicted model, not a curated record. NCBI's taxonomy places the organism in Eukaryota, Metazoa, Mollusca, Gastropoda, Physidae.
UGCAUCCUGUUCACUGCACAUACCGGCCUAUGCAGUAGUGGCUGAGAGGAUAUACAGCAUCAGAAGAUUGAUAGUAUCCCCGCUCAAACUUUUAUCACAGUGUACAGUAAUUAGUUAGCAACAUGAGCAACGCUUAUUUUCAGUUUCCUUUAGAAGAAACUUCCGUUAAACAGACAAGACUGAACGAUGCGUCCAUUGAUAGCGAGUUGACUCCCCUGGUCAAUGACCUGCCAGUUGCUCACACCUUCCAGAACUUAAGGCGGGAAAUGGCAGAUGUUGACCAACGCACCAGUGACCACGAGGGGAGGUGGAGCGAGUGUGGUUACGUGUCAGCUGACCCGACCAUCUCAGACGACAGCGUGUACCUCCAGCCACUAGCCCCGCCCUCGUACAGCGAGUUGACGGAGACUGCACUAAAAACUGGGAGAAUUGACUCGGGCAUGGGCGACAGCUUUUCAGACGAUACCAAUAGACGAUAUCAGCCAACGAUACAUAUAGACGAUAACAAUAGACGAUACCAGCCAACGAUACAUAUAGACGAUACCAAUAGACGCCAUGAUCGAGACGCUACCAGUAGACCUUUAGAACAACAUUAUGAAGACAUCGAGGUGUUCGGUAACCACAGUAAAUCCCGGAGCACUUGUCCACCUCCAGCCCUACCCAACCACAACCCAGAGAAUAAUCACGUGAUACCCAUUUCUAUUGCCGAGACACUGUCCAGCCCUUCCGGUGACCAGCCCUUCCCGUCCUCCCACAUUUACUCCCAGCUACAAGUCGAAGCCAAGGUCGUCCCAGCUCAACAUCUAGCCAAUCGAUGCUCAGUUCACUACGUCAUAGCUCUUGCCAUCGUCUUUCUCGUGUCCUUCACCUCACUUGCAUUAGGAAUAUUUGCCUUGUAUAAAAAAAUACCAGACAACAACCAGACUACAACACAGCAGACACAUUUGGAGCUCACCUAUUUACAAAAUAAAAUUCAAAACUUGACCGAGAUGCACAAAAUACUACUGGAAGAAUUGGGGAAAAAACUUCCAACGGACAGUAUUGAGCCGCUGCAGAACGAGAUGAAAAAAUGGCGAAAUGAAAAGAAGAAUUUGACAGUGGGGAUGGAGGCACUGGAGAGAAAACUGUUGGCCGAAAUUCAAAACAUCAGCCUUUUAAAGGGAGACAAUGGCCUGCCAGGAACAGUGAAUUUUUCUCUGUGCACUCAAAAGUCGGAAGUUGUCAAGUUUGUUUCCAGCGAGCUCGUGUUCUUCCCCACACAUUUCUUGCCCAGCCCCGAAGAUUUACAAAAAAAUGUUGUGCUUUUUGCUUACUGCAAUUAUGAAAAUGCCAGGGAAAGUUUCUUGGAGGCAGAUCCAGAUGGUCGGAGGUACCGCUGCAAGUGUCGUGGUAAAGUCGAGUCAGUCAGCCACAGCCUGUGUAAACUACACGUUGUCAUGUGUCCAAACCUCACACCUUAAACUGAUGUUGUCCAAACCUCACACCUUAAACUGAUGUUGUCAGGUGUCCAAACCUCACACCUUAAACUGAUGUUGUCAGGUGUCCAAACCUCACACCUUAAACUGAUGUUGUCCAAACCUCACACCUUAAACUGAUGUUGUCAGGUGUCCAAACCUCACACCUUAAACUGAUGUUGUCCAAACCUCACACCUUAAACUGAUGUUGUCAGGUGUCCAAACCUCACACCUUAAACUGAUGUUGUCCAAACCUCACACCUUAAACUGAUGUUGUCAGGUGUCCAAACCUCACACCUUAAACUGAUGUUGUCCAAACCUCACACCUUAAACUGAUGUUGUCAUGUGUCCAAACCUCACACCUUAAACUGAUGUUGUCCAAACCUCACACCUUAAACUGAUGUUGUCCAAACCUCACACCUUAAACUGAUGUUGUCAUGUGUCCAAACCUCACACCUUAAACUGAUGUUGUCCAAACCUCACACCUUAAACUGAUGUUGUCCAAACCUCACACCUUAAACUGAUGUUGUCCAAACCUCACACCUUAAACUGAUGUUGUCAUGUGUCCAAACCUCACACCUUAAACUGAUGUUGUCAGGUGUCCAAACCUCACACCUUAAACUGAUGUUGUCCAAACCUCACACCUUAAACUGAUGUUGUCAUGUGUCCAAACCUCACACCUUAAACUGAUGUUGUCCAAACCUCACACCUUAAACUGAUGUUGUCCAAACCUCACACCUUAAACUGAUGUUGUCCAAACCUCACACCUUAAACUGAUGUUGUCAGGUGUCCAAACCUCACACCUUAAACUGAUGUUGUCCAAACCUCACACCUUAAACUGAUGUUGUCAUGUGUCCAAACCUCACACCUUAAACUGAUGUUGUCCAAACCUCACACCUUAAACUGAUGUUGUCAUGUGUCCAAACCUCACACCUUAAACUGAUGUUGUCAUGUGUCCAAACCUCACACCUUAAACUGAU